Molecule: messenger RNA, 1683 nt
Organism: Calypte anna (Anna's hummingbird)
Lineage: Eukaryota; Metazoa; Chordata; Aves; Apodiformes; Trochilidae
Gene: ERI1
Product: exoribonuclease 1
Exons: 7
Coding region: 47-1057 (336 amino acids)
Biological process (GO): exonucleolytic trimming to generate mature 3'-end of 5.8S rRNA from tricistronic rRNA transcript (SSU-rRNA, 5.8S rRNA, LSU-rRNA)
Cellular component (GO): nucleolus; cytoplasm
Molecular function (GO): 3'-5'-RNA exonuclease activity; nucleic acid binding
Source: RefSeq, a predicted model, not a curated record
CCAGGGGCGGGCCCCGCGCUCUGCCCGCCCCACAACGGCCACGGCCAUGGAGGAGCGGAAGGAGAGCUGCCCGCGGGCAGCCCGCCCUGAGGCGCCGGAGUCUGCCGCCUGCCCACCGGGUAGGCAUCAUUGUAGGAUCAGUGAUCAAGAAACUAAUGGAAAAAACACAGCUGCCAGUGUGAAUGACUUCAGUGAUCCAGUUUACAAAGAAAUUUCUAUGACCAAUGGUUAUAUUAACAGAAUGACCAGAGAGGAGCUCAGAAGUAAACUUGCAGAGUUCAAGCUUGAAACCAGAGGAGUGAAAGAUGUGCUGAAAAAGAGACUGAAGAACUACUAUAAGAAACAGAAGCUGAUGCAGAAAGAACCUCUUAAUGGGGACAGCUACUAUGACUACAUCUGUGUUGUUGACUUUGAAGCAACAUGUGAAGAAGGCAACCCACCUGAAUUCGUACAUGAAAUAAUUGAGUUUCCUAUUGUCUUAGUAAACACACAUACUCUGGAAAUAGAGGAUACAUUUCAGCAAUAUGUGAAGCCAGAGAUCAAUCCCAAGCUUUCAAACUUCUGCAUAAAUCUGACAGGAAUCACUCAGGACAUUGUUGAUAAGGCUGAUACAUUUCCUCAAGUUCUGCAGAAUGUAAUAGAGUGGAUGAGACAGCGAGAACUGGGAACAAAGUAUAGCUAUUCCAUUUUGACAGAUGGAUCUUGGGAUAUGAGUAAAUUUUUGAACAUCCAGUGCCGCACAAGCCGUAUCAAAUACCCUUCUUUUGCCAAAAAGUGGAUCAAUAUUCGCAAAUCCUAUGGGAACUUCUAUAAGGUUCCUAGGAACCAGACCAAGCUGGCAAUCAUGCUUGAAAACCUGGGCAUGAAUUACGAUGGGAGACCUCACAGUGGACUUGAUGACUCUAAAAACAUUGCAAGGAUAGCUAUAAGGAUGCUACAGGAUGGCUGUAAACUGCGGGUGAAUGAGAAAAUGUAUGCUGGACAGCUUAUGACAGUCUCCUCCUCAGCCCCCUUAGAGGGAGCCCCUGCUCCACAGAUGCCCCACAGCAGAAAUUAGCAGUUCAAGGGUUCUGCCUUAGGAACUGCUCUCAAAUAGCCACUGAAGACUGUUUAGAGCCAAUGAAACCUGCCAACCUGUGUGCAGAGUCUGAAAGCACCUUAACCAAUCGUCUCUUGAAAUAAAGGGGAGUGUGGAAGCUCUUUGCUCUUUGGAGCCUCUGUUACACCAUUUUUUUUAAUACUGAUUUUUUUGUUGUUUGCAACUUUUCUAGCUGUAAGAUUGAUAUGCAAAAUCCAGGCAAGGUAUUAAGCUUUUAAGAAUAUGUAAUUUAAAAACCUCCAAAAACUGAUUUGGCUUGCACUGUGCUGUUCCACCCCAGCCUGUGGGCUGUGUUUAUUCACUAUGCCACAUGGUAAUGAUAUCUAGCAUCUGAUUAUUCAUUGCACAUAAAUAAGGCAAUGAUGGAAGUACUGAAAUAGUGGUUGGGCUGGCCUUUCCUGAUAAGGCACUCUACUAAGGGUUCCUGAUGGUAAUUUUUUUUUUUUUUUUUGCAUAUUCAUCAAUUAUAAAGGAAUAGAGAAGUACUAGGUUGUUUAGGUUUGGUUUUUUUUUCAUUAAUGAAUAUGUUUGUCAACUUCCCUAUCAAGUGCUAUAUAUUGAAUAAAAAUUCCAUUGACACAGUA